UGUUCGAAUUGAUUCAUGGGUUGUCAGUAAGGUUCACUUUCUGGCGCACGCCGUCCCGAGCAAGUCGUGUUUUUCGUCAUGGACGCCAGACAAAUACAAAGCUCAAUUUCUGAAGAAGUAAACAGAGUUGUUUCACAUCAGCAGUCCGAAUUGUUAAACAGUUUGCAAAAUAUGAUGGACAGUCGUUUGUCAGUUUUUCAGCAAAACAUUCAACAAAUUUCCGCGUCUCAAAUAAGCAAAAUUGAGGACAAUUUGAAUGAACAUUAUGUGUUUCGUAAAAAAGGAAACGAGAAUCUGUAUAAACAUGAAGCCCGAGUGUUCAUUAAGUUGGAGGAGGCCAGAGAACAUUUAAAGUGCGGGAGCGACGAUGGAGUGGAGUCGGCAAAGAGCAGUAUCGCUGAAGGUAUUGAGAUGGUUAAAAAUCGUCAGAAAGUGAUUAAGUUGGCAGAUUCGUCCCAGCUUGAUUGGAAAAUAGUGCAAGAGUAUCAGGCAAACCCCAUAGCAGACGAUUCGGAUGAUGAGAAGAAGAUGUACAGAGCACAGAUUAGAGCCGAGCGGAAAGUUUUCAGCGGGAGAAAACGACAGAGAUUCGAACCCUAUCAGAAGAAACCGGCGACCGUCACCCGCAUGGAGACAGAUGAAAGAUCAACGAGCAGUGGAAAACCCGGCAGAUGUUUUGACUGCGGAGCUAAGGGACAUUGGAGUCGGAAUUGUACGAAGAAAGAUGACAAAGCAAACAAGAUAAGUGAAAAUUUAGAUAAUUUUUUGCCUAAUUCAAAUCUGGCGCUUUUAAUGAUAUAAGUAAUAUCAUAUCUCCAGUUGGUCGUUUAAGAUCAUGUUACAAUGAAUGGGAGAAAAUUGGGACAGGUAAAACAAUAUUAGAUAUUAUAAAGACAGGAUAUAAAAUUCCAUUCAAAACAAAUCCUUCUUCUAUUGAAUUAAACAACAAUAGGUCAGCGAGAGAUGAAUCAGAAUUCGUCACAGGUGAGAUAAGGAUUUUGAUAGAAAAGGAAUGUGUGGCACGGGUAAGGGAAAAACCAACAGUUGAAAUUCUUUGACGGUGGCCAACAAUAGAAACGGUAAGCGAAGGUUGGUACUGGAUUGCAGGCACGUGAAUCCUCAUUUGCACAAGUUUAAGUUUAGAUACGAAGAUGCUGUCACUGCAAAAGAAAUGC
Molecule: messenger RNA, 1175 nt
Organism: Magallana angulata
Lineage: Eukaryota; Metazoa; Mollusca; Bivalvia; Ostreida; Ostreidae
Exons: 1
Coding region: 79-801 (240 amino acids)
Molecular function (GO): zinc ion binding; nucleic acid binding
Source: RefSeq, a predicted model, not a curated record